Trichosporon asahii var. asahii CBS 2479 is the source of this 636-nucleotide messenger RNA. Its product is annotated as endoplasmic reticulum protein. Bases 1 to 636 code for a protein of 211 amino acids. The record is from RefSeq and is a predicted model, not a curated record. Gene Ontology annotation, cellular component: endoplasmic reticulum; membrane. The transcript has a single exon. Lineage: Eukaryota; Fungi; Basidiomycota; Tremellomycetes; Trichosporonales; Trichosporonaceae. Gene Ontology annotation, biological process: endoplasmic reticulum tubular network organization; membrane organization.
AUGCGUAAGUACCUCCAGCGGCGGCGCCAGCCGUCGCCCCGUCCUCCUGUCUCCCUUCUUCCUUCUUCCUUCUCCUUUCUCCAUUCUCAACUCCCCAGCUAUCUCUUACUUCUUGAAGCUUUCCACAUGAUAGAGCAAGCUGACCAACUCCCCAGUAAGACCUCGGGCCCCAACGCGCAGCCAAACUGGGCCGAGUCCCUCGGCCGCCGCAUCCAGUCCUGGGUGAAGGGGCACUACGACAGUGCGAUGAAUUUCGUCUCGUACGCCGAGCUGGUCAUCUUUGCGCGCGUGCUCCUCGGCGGGCUCACGUUCCAGAACAGCUUCGUCGCGCCCAUCUUCUUCGCCCACUUCCUCCGCCUGCGAUACCACCAGAGCACAUUCACCAAGAACGCUAUUGACGGCAUUACUGGGCGGAUUGACGGCGUCGUCGCCAAGCAGGGCGCCGGCGUGCAGAAUGCCUGGGGAACUGCCAAAAGGGUUAUUCGCACUUGGGGCGGCGGCAACCUCGUUGGAAACAGCAACCGCGCGCAGGCGAGGCCCGCUGCGCAGGGAGCUGGCGCUGCUGCUGCCGGCGGCGCUCAGGCGAGGGCUACUGGUGUUAACACUGGCGCCGCUGGAACUGCGAACCGCCGCUAA